Aspergillus calidoustus is the source of this 834-nucleotide messenger RNA. The record is from the annotation of a GenBank genome assembly. Lineage: Eukaryota; Fungi; Ascomycota; Eurotiomycetes; Eurotiales; Aspergillaceae.
AUGUCAUCUCAAACUGCCUCUGCUAAGCGGCGCCGUCUCGACAAAGCGUCUGCUGCACUGUCCAGACCGUUCAAGUCUCCUCUCCGCAGAGACACGCCAACAGUGAUAAAAGAGGAGGCCGCAUCGCCAGAGAAGGGCCAGAGCAUAGCAUCUAACCCGUCCACUCAAACCACUCCAUCGCUCGAAAAAACCCCACAGAAUCCGCCGCACACACCUACCACGACUAACACAUUAGCCACACCACCACUAACAGCUCGCAAAAGAACAAUCUACGGACAACAUACCGCCGCUUUGCGAAAGCCGGUAUCAACAGACCCGGAGAUCCAAGGCCUGCAGAAAGAGCAACGAACGCUACAGUCUCGCCUGGCGACCCUCCGCUCCGAACUCGAUACAGUGCAGCAGGCUCUCCGUAUCGAGUCUUCGAGUAGAGAUGAAGAGCUCGAGGCACUGAUCGCCAAAUGGAAGAAGGUUAGCCAGGAUGCCGCGGAAGAGGUUUUUACAGGCGCCCAGGAGCGGAUUUCUCGUAUGGGAGGGGUCCAGGGCUGGCGGGAAAAGAUGAGGAGUACCGACAAUAGAUGGGAGCAGGAGGAGAUGGAGUCGUGGUUUGGUAAUGUUAAUGCAGAAGCUCUUGAUUUCGAUGCGGAUGAGGUGGAGGCUCGCAGGGCGGAGAUGAGGGAGGAGGCUGAGAAGAAGGCUCGGGAGGAACAGAAGAAACGGGAGGCAGAGGCGAAUGAGUCUGAGGAGUUUACGAUGGAUAUGAUGCUGAAGACGCUGAACAUUGACUUCAAGCUUAUUGGUUACGACAAGGCGGAUCAGCGAUGGAUUAAGGGAUAA